AUGUCACCGAACUCGAACGACUACGACGUGAGGCUGUUCCUUUAUCUGGCUGAGGAUGCGGCGCCACAACUUGCUGAGCAAACGGCAAAUGUGGAUGCCGCCGUGAAUACGCCAGUUGUGGUUGAUUCAAACGAUGAUGGAACAGUCGCCCAGGAACUGGAACUAGAGCAAAUGAGGAGUACAUUGGAAGAGGCGAUUGUGGAAACGCGCAGUACGACUCUCGAAAAUCGACCGCGACUUCCCCGCUUAGCCCUAAGCAAGCGGAAUCGGGCUGUCGUGAGGGCUCUGAACCCAAUGCUGGUUACCUAUUUGGAAGCCAGCCGGGACCUUUGCGAUACGGACUCAAUUCUUUUUGGCGCCGCACUGGCAGUCUGCCGUAUUAUAGGUGCCAAACUUUCCACGGCUGGACGCGCUACUGGACAAAGUAGUGCUAUCCCAGCCUGGAGAAUAAGAAUUGAAGAACGUAUCGCAAAGGCUAGGGCCCUCAUCGGCAGACUGAUAUGCUUCAGGUCAGGCAAUACCAGGCCAAGGAUUGUGCGCACCGUCAGGAUGGCGUUUGCUGGGACAAAUGUUAGUUUGUCCCAGCCGGAUAUAAUGCAAAAACUGACGGAGCGCAUAGACGACCUGAAGCAAAGAAUAGCUGCUUGGGGAAAGCGGAUUCGGCGAUAUACCGAGAGGUCGACACGGUUCAACCAGAAUCGUCUCUUCCAGAGUGAUCAGAAGAGGCUCUAUAAAUCAUUGGAGCGACCAAUAGUAAGUGGAACGGGCCCUGCACCAAAUCAGGCCGACAUGGUCGCAUUCUGGCGCAGCCUGUGGUCGGAGCCCGUAAACCACAACGAGGGCCCUUGGACGGAAGUUGUGGCGAGUCAGUGUGCGAGUAUUACGCCCAUGGACCCCGUCAUCAUAACGCCGGAUGACGUAGCUGAGGCGGUCCGUAGGGCCCCGAACUGGAAAAGUCCGGGGCUUGACGGGCUGCAUCACUACUGGCUGAAGGGGUUCAUGGUGUGUCACUCUGUGCUCGCCCGACAGUUUCAAGAGGCUCUCAAGCCUCUUCACUACUGGGAUCACUCAUUUGGUUCCUAA
This is a messenger RNA of Parnassius apollo (apollo), 1083 nucleotides long. The record is from the annotation of a GenBank genome assembly. Lineage: Eukaryota; Metazoa; Arthropoda; Insecta; Lepidoptera; Papilionidae.